UGUGAUUUUGUUUAGUAGCAAUUUGCUCCCAGCCAUGGAAAUAACAUCAGAAAAUUAUAUUAAAUGCUGUCGAGUAUGUUUGGAUACUGACAAGAGCAAUUUGUUUUUGAAUAUUUACGAUACUUACCUGCAUGAUAUUGAUGUGAAUCUGAAUACCGCUUUCCAGAAAACUACAGGGAUUACAUGUUCCAGAGAUGAUCACCUACCGCCUAAAAUAUGUCAAAGCUGCCAAUUGAGACUGCAGGAUGCCUACAAUUUCAUUCUGGAAAGUUGUAGCAAUAACGCAGUCUUGGAGACGCUAAGAGCACAAGCUAACGAACAACUUAUAAAACUUGAUAUCGAGUGCGCGGCAAGCGAUGAUGGCCAAGUUGACGAGAUUGUAGAUAGUAAUGUGGUGUUGAUUGAUAAUUACGUUGAAUCCCAUAUGUCAGCUCCGGAGAUAGAGGAAUACUUGUUGACAAAAGAUACGCUAGAUGUUUCGUCGACAAACGUCGACAACCCGGAACUUUCCGAUGAAUGCAUCGAGAGCGAUGCAACCAAUGCAGUUGAUUUUAUCCUGCAAAAUCUUAAAAAACCCCGAGUCGGUACAAAAAAGCAAAAAUCUGACGCCGCAUCACGAAGGCACAAUUGUGAAGUGUGCGGUAAGCUGUUCCAGCGAAAAUCUAAUCUGGUCGACCAUCUAAGGCUGCAUGCCAAUGUCAAGCUAUUCUCGUGCAACUAUUGUGAUGCAGCAUUUGUGCAAGCAGGCAAUCUCAAAAGUCAUAUUCGGAAGCAUACACUGGAGAAACCGUACGAGUGUGAACAUUGUGGGAAAUGUUAUAGUCAAUCAAGCGCCCUUAAAACGCAUAUUAGAUCACAUACUAAUACACGGAAUUACAUCUGCGACAUAUGCCAAAAAGGAUUUACCAACAGCUCCGAUUUGACUAAACACAAGAAGACACACUCGGAUUUGCGCUUUUUGCAAUGUGUUUUAUGCGAUAAGCGCUAUUUUACGCAGAGAAUACAUCUGAAAAAACACAUACAGUCGUAUCAUGCUUCGGAAAAUUUCGACGAAUUGAUGCAAAGAGGUACCUUAAAGGAGGGUGUUCGUAUAAGUCUAUCACUUGAGACCAGAAGUGAAUCGAAAAAAACGAAAUGAUUUAUUAAGUCUAAAUAUAAUAUCUAAUGCUACCGUGUUUUAUAGUUAAGAUGUUACAUAUUCAUUGCUCUAAGGUUAGCAUAACAUAUUUCAAGAAUUGUAAUAGCUUGGUUUUUUAAGUAGUACCUUUACUUUUGAUAUAUUCCACUGUAAACUUGCUUCGCGACGUUGACAAACUGGUUGCAAUUACAUCACCGUGACAUACUAUACUACUACGCGUUUAGAAAAUCAUCCAGUUCAACUUACUUACUUCCAGUUCAACGUUAAAUUUAAAAAAAUGUUAUAUUUACUGCUUUCUAAGAUUACUUAGAAAC
This is a messenger RNA of Sabethes cyaneus, 1452 nucleotides long. RefSeq names its product zinc finger protein 271-like. Gene Ontology annotation, molecular function: zinc ion binding. The record is from RefSeq and is a predicted model, not a curated record. The coding region runs from base 35 to 1138 and encodes 367 amino acids. NCBI's taxonomy places the organism in Eukaryota, Metazoa, Arthropoda, Insecta, Diptera, Culicidae. Gene Ontology annotation, cellular component: nucleus. The transcript is spliced from 3 exons.